Messenger RNA from Aspergillus uvarum CBS 121591, 1836 nucleotides. RefSeq lists its product as uncharacterized. The coding region runs from base 86 to 1678 and encodes 530 amino acids. The record is from RefSeq and is a predicted model, not a curated record. Lineage: Eukaryota; Fungi; Ascomycota; Eurotiomycetes; Eurotiales; Aspergillaceae. The transcript is spliced from 4 exons.
AGGCUGUUGAAUAAAAGAGAUCCUAGAAAUCAUCAUUGCUUACCAUCGCCACACCCCACACCACACCACACCACAAACCACGAUAAUGCCCCGUUCACAAUCAGAACAUGGAGGUCCCAUUGGCACCUUGGUCCAUGGAAUCACCUCAGGCAUUGGUUUUGCAACCGAGGUUCAUGGAUAUAAGAAGGCAAGGAAAGCUGGCAAAGAGAAGCGGGUUCAAGAACAGCAAGUGCAGGAUUCACUAGAGGAACAAGAAUUAUCCCUAGAACAAUCCGAACAGCAAAAUGUAUCCCGUUCGGCCUCCCCUUUGCCUCCGCCAUACACAAAAAACGGUCUUAGCGAGAACCAGAAAACUCUAGCCGACUCAAACACUGCUCAGAAUGACCUUGAGUAUUCGUGGCAGCUCGACGAAGCGCAGGAGCAGGUCAUGAAGAGCCCCGAGUAUACGCCUAGGAAGAGCAAACAGGGAACUGCCAAUCCAGACAAAGUGGUUGCCGCCUUUCUUCUUCGUCGUCCUCCUCCUGAAGUUCCGCUGAGUCCCAAUACCGCACUUCCUUACCCGGUCGCGAUUCCUCAGCGCCGUCCCAAGGACAAGAAGCGCGGGUUCAUCCGCGCCUAUGCUCCCGACCUGGAAUCCGUAGGCAUUGACCAGGACACCUGGUUCGACAUGAUCGAGACAUUGAACGAAGCAAGCCUCGCCAAUCCGUGGAUCAAUGCCAUCAACCUGGCAUCGAUAGCGGCAACCCCGCUGCCCUUCGCAAUCUCCACGGCCAUAUCAGUGGCGAUCAUGGUUGCUACCGAUGUUGCAAUUGAGGCGCAGAGUCGGUAUCGACAAAACAAAGCCCUCGACAAGCUGAAUCAGGACUUCUUCCGACCGCGUGGGCUCUACUGCCUCGUAAUGACAUGGGACGCUACAGCCUCCGACGCCCGCACUAAUAUGGAUGUCAACAGCACCAUCCAAAAUAGGAUGGACGGCCAAGGGCGGAUGUCACAUCAGUUCCAGUUGUCGAGCGGCGUCACUAAUGGCAUCGAGUCAAUCCAGACGGCGGAGCUCGUCUUCCCGGGUCUUGACUUCCUCGCCAUGGCGUCCAAGGAUGAGCAAGCGGGCUUUAAGAAGAGGAUGGCGCGCGGAAAGCAGUUCCUCGAUGAUUACCUGGAUCGCCGGGCACAGGCCAAGUUUCUCGCCGAGAAUCCCGACAGCCAUCUCACCCAAGCUGGAAAGCCAACAUUUGCUUCGAAGUACAGCGAUCCUACGCAUCCGAUCCACAAUAGUCUGUCUGGGAGCGGGAUGAGAGGAGCUUUACAGCAGAGGUGUGGCUUGGGCGCCCGGGACGAAGUAGAACGCGGUUUAGGAGGACGACGAAGCGGUGGUGGUCUUCUCGGGCUGGUCAAUCUGGCUGCUUCCCAGGUGGCGGCCUAUCGCGAUCAGGGAAAGGCAAAUCCCAACCACACCAACCGGGAGAAUCCAGGAUACUUUGAUGACCAUGUGUACCAGCAACAACAGCUUUCCCGUGCUACGACUGGUCGGCGUACAGGCGGGGGUCUCAGCUUGAAGAAGCUACUUGCUUCGAAAGUACUUUACUUGAUGGUUGUUAAUAUGCCGACGGAAGAAGAAUUAGCUCGAGCGCGAACUUUGACUGCUGGAUGGAGUAUUCAGGGACACCAGCAGGAAUUAUAAUGAUAUUGGUAUAUUCAGCCUGGUCGGGCUUGUCAUUAUUUAAUAUGUUCCAGCCAGUGCGCCAGUGCCUACUGCUCAGCGCAACUGUUCUCUGCGAGAUUUUCAAGUACUACAUUACCUUGUUGACCGGUGGUACCAAGAAAUCAAGUAAAUCGGAC